Molecule: messenger RNA, 719 nt
Organism: Effrenium voratum
Lineage: Eukaryota; Dinophyceae; Suessiales; Symbiodiniaceae
Source: the annotation of a GenBank genome assembly
AGUAAGCCCAUUUCGGCUUACUGCGGCCGGGUGUGCCCCUAAUGAAGUUUCGUGACGUUUUCCUCCUGUACGGAAGCUGGUCUGCGGCAGGUUUGAACCUGGGCGUAUCGCCUCCCGCGAACGACACCAAUGUCACCGCCAAUGCCAGCGGCCACACCGGCGCAGCCGGCGGAAACGUCACCAACGUCUCACGAAAGGAGCUGCCAAGCCCGGAUGCCUUCCGAAAUUCCGAGGUCUGGGGUCCUCCCACGUGGUUCUUCCUGCACUCGGUGACCCUUGCUCUUCCGGAGAAGGUGCCGCAAGAGCAGCAGGCGCAGAUCAAGAACCUGGUGCUGUCACUUCAGGAGGUUCUGCCAUGCCCUUUGUGUGCGGAGCACUGGCGAAAGAACAUGGAUGAGGAUCCGAUCGAGCCACAUCUUGGCAGCCGCGAAGCUUUGGUGGACUGGCUGAUCGGCAUGCAUAACAAGGUGAACAAGCGCAAGGACAAGCCCGUGAUGACCAGGGACCAGGUCCUUGGAGAGUUUCAGCUGGCCUACGACAAGUUCGGGCGCUUCGGCGGGUACCAGGCUGUCCUGGGCGAUACCAAGUCCGCGGCGAGCGGUCUGGGUUUCGGCCUGGCGGCAGUGGCUACCGUUUUGGGCCUGUCGUGAGAGCGAAUUCGGCUCGGUGAGCUUGAGAAGAGUUGAGACGACCCACGAGUCACUCCCCAAGUGCUUGAA